AUGCCCGCUGCGCACUUACUCGCCUACUCGAUACCACAGUACGUAGCAGCACUGUCGGUCGUUCUGACCCGCUGCUGGGCUCGCUCCAAGCGUGGCCGACCAUACGGCUCGUUCGGAACCGACGACUGGGUGAUGAUCAGCGCGCUGGUCGGGCUAGGGCUGGGGAGUCGUGUCGAGCUACUUGAAGCCAACGCGGCUAUGUAUCGCCAGCUGCUCAUGUUUCGCUUUUUCCACCAGAUGUCGGUGGUAGUUGCGCUCGGAUUGGUAAAAGUGUCGAUAUGCCUCUUUCUCCAGCGCUUGGUAGCGACGAACAAGUCGUACUCUCGGGCUCUCUGGCUUGCCAUUGUGCUCAUGGUUAUCUUGACCCUCGUCAGCGUGGGGACGAUAUGCGUCCCCAUCACAGCGGCAUGGGACUACAGGUUGCGUCCGCCGCCGUUCGGAGUGGGCAACGCAAAGUGCUACAGCCGGAGCACUUUCACUAUCAUCGGGCUCGGAAACGGGAAUAUCCUGCUCGCCCUCCUGCCGAUCCCAAUCGUCAUCAAGCUCAAGGUCACAAUCCGCAUUCGUAUCUCACUGGUUCUGAUCCUCUCCUUUGGCGCGUUUGCGGCCAUUGCCGGCAUAGUGAGACAGACCAAGGCCAGUCCGCUUGAUGAGCAUGACGCUUAUUCGAUUUGGAACUUUCUCGAACUGCACAUGGGUAUGAUCGCAGCGUCCCUGCCAUCUCUCAAAAAGCCGCUUGCAGCCAUCUGGGGCACGAUUGCUGCGAGGCCUCAGGUACCUACUGGCGCAGCGAGAAUGUCAAGCCUUGGAGAUCUCACUAGCAAAGUGUGGCCGGGGUGGAAGGCUGUUAUCCGUCAUGGUUCACCGACUGAAAGCGGGCAUGAGCUGGUGGAGGCAAAUUCUUCUCCGGAAGUCAACCCUAAAAACAGCAGUGACGGUUUCUAA
Molecule: messenger RNA, 945 nt
Organism: Alternaria arbusti
Lineage: Eukaryota; Fungi; Ascomycota; Dothideomycetes; Pleosporales; Pleosporaceae
Exons: 4
Coding region: 1-945 (314 amino acids)
Source: RefSeq, a predicted model, not a curated record